AAUAUAAAUAAUGCCACUCACAAUUUCUCAGCUGUGCUGACAGUGACAGAUUGACGGUGCAAAAUAUGCGAUAAAUACACUUUUCUAGCGCCUGCAGCAUCAAAAGAGGUGAAUCAUAUGUAAAUGGUUUUAUUAAUUUCUACAUCAACUUGAACAUGUGAGCUAGACUGUCAGAGUGCAAAGGAUUGUGGGUAAACCGUUCUCCUUACAGACUUUGAAGAACCGCAGGUGAACGUGAGUUACUGUAGCCCACAAAAUGCUGAUGUGCCCCUUUAAGCAGGGAAGGAACUAGUAAGACAGGGAUGAAGGUGACCCGUAAGAGGAUGGCUGUUAUUCGUUUACAUCGGAAGGUCGUCUACGCUGCCAUUCUUCUCUUGUUUGUACCCUUCCUGGUUUUGAUUUACUACAGUACUUCUGAACACCAUGAAGCAUCAAGAGAAAGUAAGAACCUGCUUGGCUUCAACAGCCGAGAAGCCAUCUUAGCGGACAGAGUCAAGGAAAUGGAACAUGAGAAUCAGAUGCUACGCAGACAGCUCAGUAUAUCUCAGAGUCAGUUGCAGCAAACCUAUGAGACAUACCAGCAGGUCUUGGUGGAGAAUAAUAAUGUUUCAGGGGAUCCCGUCCCUCUUGAGAUGAACCGAUCAUUGCCUGUCAAUUGCGUCAACGCAGAUCCCAUUCCCAAGUGUGAGAGGAUCCACGUGUCGAUCGUUUGUGCCGGUCAUAACGCGAGUCGCGAUGUCAUCAUCCUCAUCAAAUCGAUCCUCUUCUACCGGAAGAACCCCCUUCAUUUUCAUUUCAUCUCGGAUGAGAUGGGGCAACAGAUCCUCUCCACGCUCUUCAAGACAUGGGAUGUUCCUGGAGUAAAAGUAAGCUUCUACCUCGCAGAGAAUUAUAAGAGUCAUGUUGAAUGGAUCCCUAAUAAGCACUACUCAGGCCUGUAUGGAUUGAUGAAGUUACUUCUCAUUGAGAUACUACCACCAACUCUGGACAAGACGAUAGUCCUUGAUACGGACAUCACCUUCGCCAGUGACAUCGCAGAGCUCUGGGGUUUGUUUCAGAGGAUGACAAGUAAGCAAACCCUGGCCUUGGUAGAGAACCAGAGUGAUUGGUACUUAGGGACCCUCUGGAAGAAGCACAAGCCCUGGCCCGCAUUGGGUCGAGGGUUCAAUACUGGGGUCAUCCUUCUGGACCUUCAAAAGCUACGAGAUCUGAAAUGGAUGCAGAUGUGGCUUCUGACGGCAGAGAAAGAGUUAAUGAGCCAAUUCUCAACAGCUCUCGCAGACCAGGACAUUAUCAAUGCAGUUAUCAAACAGCAUCCCUUCCUGGUGUAUACCUUGCCUUGUGCCUGGAAUGUUCAACUUAGUGAUAAUACAAGAAGUGAGUUGUGUUAUAAUGAGGUCACAGACCUGAAGGCAAUACAUUGGAACUCACCCAAAAAGCUGAGGGUCAAGAACAAACAUGUUGAGUUCUUCCGCAACCUCUACCUGACCUUCCUCGAGUACGAUGGCAACCUCCUCCGCAGGGAGCUGUUUGGAUGCACAGAUGGCAAGGCUAAUAAUACUCUUCAUGAAAAGUUAAGCAGCUUAGAUGAGGACGAUCAAUGUUACGAGUUUAGGAGAGAGCAACUUCUCAUGCACAGAACACAUCUCUACUAUCUUGACUACCAACAACCUAAAUUCUUGGACACCGAUGUGACGUUAGUCGCUCAGCUCUCAAUGGACAGACUACAGAUGCUGGAAGCUAUAUGUAAACACUGGGAAGGUCCCAUUAGUUUAGCGCUCUACAUGUCUGAUGCGGAGGCCCAGCAGUUCCUUCGAUAUGCCCUCAGCUCAGAAACCCUGAUGGCCAGAAAGAAUAUCGGCUAUCAUGUUGUUUAUAAAGAUGGGCAAUUUUACCCUGUGAACUACUUACGUAACACAGCCAUGAGUCAGGUGAAAACUCCUUACAUGUUUCUGAGUGAUAUUGACUUUCUUCCCAUGUAUGGACUCUAUGACUACCUUAGGAAAGCUAUAGGAAUGCUGGAUAUGGCCACGGCAAACAAGGCUUUAGUAGUUCCAGCGUUCGAGACGUUACGCUAUCGUCUCAACUUCCCCAAGUCCAAGGCGGACCUACUUCACAUGCUUGACAUGGGGACUCUCUUCACCUUCCGUUACCAUGUAUGGCAGAAAGGCCACGCCCCUACCAACUUCGCCCGCUGGAGGACUGCCACCACACCCUAUCAGGUUCAAUGGGAACCGGACUUCGAACCUUAUGUGGUCGUCAAGAAGGAUUGCCCCAAAUAUGAUCCUCGGUUCCUUGGCUUUGGUUGGAACAAAGUCUCUCAUAUAAUGGAACUGGAUGCCCAGAGCUAUGAUUUCAUUGUGCUUCCCAACGCUUUCAUCAUUCACAUGCCCCAUACACCUAGCUUCGAUAUUGCCAAGUUUAGAAGUAGUCAACAGUACCGAACGUGCCUGCAAACAUUAAAGGAAGAAUUUCAGAGAGACAUGUCUAAAAAAUACGGCUUCGCUGCUUUGAAAUACGUUGCCGUGGAAACAUGACACCGUACAGUGUAACAUCAGUAGAAACACCCCUUUUAUAGAAAUGGUACAUCCCAGAACAUUUUAAUGUACGAUGGACAACAUUGAGUACUAUUGAUGCUUCAGGAACAAAUGGAAUUACACGUAUGGAGUGCCAAAACGACAUCACAAGAUCUUUUUGCAUUUCAGCAUUUUGGGUGCCAGAUGGUGCCGGGAGAGCGUGAUGUCAAAGAUCUACCAAAUUUGUUGGCAAUUGGUUCAUGGGUGCCAAAGAUAUAGCUGUAUGAAUGUCAACUUAGCUCCAUUUAAAAUGAGUGUAAAUUAGCAUAGCUCCUGGUGUUGUGGGCCAGCCCAAUUUACACCGAUCUCUAUGGGAUCCCCAAGGUAUUAACUUGGCUGUUCCUUGGGCCACCGUGAUAUAAUUUACCGGUAUGCUAAAUUUUGUGUUUGGAAAUUUGUCAUCAUGCUCUUUCAACAUAAGUAUUGGUCAUGAAUAUGCUGAUGUCAUGCUUUGGUGCUCUAGAGCAGCAUAAAUAGUGAUGAUAUUGUUACUACCCCGUCAGGAAUAAUGGUAGGAUCCUAAAAAACGUUUUAAUAUGAUGGUAGCAUAAGCCCUUCACGAACAGUGGAAAAAUAUGCAAGUAUUGGUCAAUAACCUUGAUAACUAAUGAGGCUUCAGGAAGCUUGUAGAACGAUUUGAAUAUGAUGGUAGCAUUGCCCCCUUCACGAACAAUGGUAGGAUUAAGAAAAAAAGCAAAAAUUGCUCAAUAACCUUGACAACUAAUGAGGCUUCAGGAAGCUUGUAGAACGAUUAACAAUGUCUGUGGUGAUAAUGGUAGCAUUACGCAUUUCAGAAAGAAUGGUAGGAUCCUAAAACAUUAGAAUAUGAUAAGGAAAAAUUGCGAAACAACCUUGACAACUAUUGAGGCUUUUUGGAGAUGAACGGAACUAAAUCAUUACAGAAUUUUCUACAAAGAUAGGAUUUCAAGUUCAGCUGAUGUUGAUAAAAUGAUUAAAAAUUUGAUCCAGGUUGUAGCAAACCACCAAAUCAAACAGCCCUUGAAAUCUCAUGAACAAUGGAAUGUAUUGAUGAGGAGGAGAGGAUAUAAGCAUUAUUCUAAUUUGCUUUCUGAGUAUAUCAAGCUUUCACUGAUUUUAUAUUUAACUUCCUCUAUUUAUUCCUCUAUUUAUUUACGGCAGCCAAGCUACAGCUGGGGUAAUAAUAUCCAAGUCCUUUGGAAGCGCAUAGAGACAUUAUUCAUAAUUGUGAUAUGCGCUAUACAAGAACUGUUUAUUAUUAUUAUUAUUAACAAGUGAAUUGUCAGAUUUCCAUUAUAAACAUUGAUAACUCAAAGCAAGUACAAGUUAAACCUCUUCAUUAAUAUGACAAUAUUCUUCCUUUUGCAAAUAGGAUUUAUUGU
This is a messenger RNA of Lytechinus variegatus (green sea urchin), 3937 nucleotides long. RefSeq names its product LARGE xylosyl- and glucuronyltransferase 1-like. Gene Ontology annotation, biological process: protein O-linked glycosylation via mannose. Bases 303 to 2537 code for a protein of 744 amino acids. NCBI's taxonomy places the organism in Eukaryota, Metazoa, Echinodermata, Echinoidea, Temnopleuroida, Toxopneustidae. Gene Ontology annotation, molecular function: xylosyltransferase activity; glucuronosyltransferase activity. The transcript is spliced from 20 exons. The record is from RefSeq and is a predicted model, not a curated record.